ACAAAAUGGCCAACGAUAUCGGCGUCGUCGACUACAAUGACAGCAAUCGCGCAUUCCUCCAAGCCUUCAUGGCCCAUUCAUCCAUGACAUUCGAAGAAGCGAAACCGAUUCUAGCAGCCAUUUUCUCAGCGCAUGAAACCGAACACGUCUCCCCCAUCGACAUCACCGAAGAAGACUUCUCCUCGUACAUCGCAGCCGCCAACACCGCCGUCUCCCCCUUCGACCUCGAAAUCAGAAGCACCCUGCGCCAGAUCCAAACAGACGGCGAUGACACAAUCGUACGCCCGGAACGGGUUUAUGCCCUCGUGAACACUACCAGCGAUCCGCUUACCCAACUCGCGACUACAUAUACUGCCGAUGAAAUCGCCUUCGUCAAACGGUUGCUAGACGCCAUGUUCGAGACGCAUAAUACAAUGAUUUCAGAGGCGAUGGUUGUCUCGGGGAUGCAGGCGAUGCAGCUCGCACGGGUGUCUUCUGCGGAUGCUGGUGCCGGUGGUAGCCGGAGAGAAUCUAUGGGGACUCAAGGCGGGGCGGUGCAGUCGUUAACCAUGUCGCAGGCGGAGACGGUCAUGCAGCAAUUGGUUGAUGAGGGGUGGAUGGAGAAGAGUCGGAAGGGGUUUUAUGGACUCAGUCCGAGGGGGUUGAUGGAGUUGAGGGGGUGGUUGGUUGCUACGUAUAAUGAUGAGAUGGAUGAUGGGCGAAGGGCGGAUAAGGUUAAGUUUUGUGCUGCUUGUCGGGAUAUUAUUACUGUGGGCCAACGUUGCGCCAACCGCGACUGCGCCGGUCGACUGCACGAUAUCUGUAUCCGGAAUUUCUUUCGCAUGCAGCAGGCGGAGAAAUGUCCCGUUUGCAAGGCUGCUUGGCCUGGGGAUAAGUUUGUUGGGGAGAGGGCGGUUACUUCGACAGAUCGGUAUUUACAGGGGAAGAGACGGAGUACGAAUACGCAGCGGCAGAGCGGUGUUGGGGCUUCUCAGGUUACUGCUGGGGGUGGUGAUGAGGAGAGCAGUGAGGAGGAUGUUGGGUGAACUAGGUCAUCUUAUGAUUGAGACUGAUUGAGUUCAUGAGCACACUCCUUGCACAGAUCCCGUUCCUCUGCGAUGCUAUAGGCCACAGGCGUGUCCAGCAUUUGCGCACUGCAUAAUAUCUGCCUAGGCGCUACAGAAAGCGACAAUGGGUGGUCGCUUCGAGACUGGGGAAGUUGUGCAUACCAGGCACUGUACUCUGCAUGCAGCUUGCCUACAAUGGCCAAGCUAUACGAUGUCAUAGCUAGAGGACUAUGCAAGCCAAGAGUACAGAAAGUAGUAGUAGUAGUAGUAGUAGUAGUUGCUAUUUUACGUCGGAAAAGUGGCACGUGCGCUGGUCACGUGCCCACAGAGAUCCCGGAGCG
Messenger RNA from Aspergillus glaucus CBS 516.65, 1387 nucleotides. RefSeq names its product non-structural maintenance of chromosomes element 1 family protein. The transcript has 3 exons. Gene Ontology annotation, molecular function: ubiquitin-protein transferase activity. The coding region runs from base 6 to 1025 and encodes 339 amino acids. NCBI's taxonomy places the organism in Eukaryota, Fungi, Ascomycota, Eurotiomycetes, Eurotiales, Aspergillaceae. Gene Ontology annotation, cellular component: nucleus; Smc5-Smc6 complex. Gene Ontology annotation, biological process: double-strand break repair via homologous recombination; DNA damage tolerance. The record is from RefSeq and is a predicted model, not a curated record.